AUGGAGAAUAGACUCAGUGGUCCUCUUCCCAAGUCAAUUGGUAAUUUGAGCAAAUUACAAUUUAUACAACUACGCGAUAGCCAACUCUCAGGUUCCAUUCCUCAAGUGAUAGAAAAUCUCAUGAAUUUGGUUGUGCUGAGACUUGCCAGAAACAACUUCACUGGUCAUUUGCCACAGAACCUCUGCCGAGGUGCAUUGCUUGCAAAUUUCACUGCAAAUGGCAAUCGUCUCAUAGGUCGAAUCCCCGAAAGCUUGAGAAACUGCACAACCUUAUACAGAGUCCGCCUCAAUGGAAACCAACUCACUGGAAAUAUAUCUGAAGAUUUUGGGGUGUAUCCAAACUUGGAUUACAUAAAUCUAAGCAACAAUAGAUUUUAUGGUGAACUUUCACAUAAAUGGGGUAGGUCUCUGCAGCUAACAAACCUUGAGAUUGCAGGGAACAAUAUUACUGGCUCCAUACCACCUGAGAUUGGGAAACUUGACUCAACUGCAUUUGCUUAA
Prunus armeniaca (apricot) is the source of this 501-nucleotide messenger RNA. The record is from the annotation of a GenBank genome assembly. Lineage: Eukaryota; Viridiplantae; Streptophyta; Magnoliopsida; Rosales; Rosaceae.